UCUCUCUGGACUCUGGCUCAGAGCGCCGGGCGGAAAUUCUUCUGUUCUUUUCUGUAAAAUCUUUUUUUACGCCAUUAAAGCAGAACGAAGCGGAAGAGUAUUAAUAACGCCAAUACAUUAUCAGCGUCCUUCGUGUUUCUGUUUCGAAAACUCAACAGAGCUCAGGCUGAGAUUAUCUUUAAGCUCAGUUAAUUAUAGCUUAAUUCGCACUAAUUAUCUCUUUGUCCACAUUCAAAUGGCCAGUGAUGGAAGCAACAAACGCUCUCAACUCUCUUCAAUUUUACCACCUCGCAGAAUCAAUGUGAAGAUAUUCGCUGAAUCCCGGGCUCCCGAGCUCGAGUCUCUUCACUCGACGAUAUCGAAUCGACUGAACAACGAUUUCCGGUCUCGAAGAAACAAGAGAAGGAGAACUACCGCUCACGACAACAAAUCCGCGAAGAUUAGGCACUGGAAAAGACGGAGGGUGGAAGUUUCAGGUGAUAGAACCAAUACAGAGAAGGAUCAGAAGAAGCUUCCUCGUCGCAUCAGGAGGAGAAUCGAGCUGAGGAAGAAUCGUGAAAGCGGAUUUUGUACUUCGGGUGAUGGGACCAAGAGGCUGAGGACGCACGUUUGGCACGCGAAGCGGUUUACAAUGACCAAGCUCUGGGGAUUUCAUCUUCCUCUAGGUUUGCAUGGCAGAGGAAAGGGAUCCAGGGCUGUGUUGAGGUGGUUGAAGAAUGGAGUGCUUGUUCAUGAUGCAAGUUAUUAUAUUGCUGUGCAAUUAGAGGGUCCAGAGGAUUCAAUAAUGUCGAUACUGGGAAUGGUGCUUGUGCCUUCUCCAAUGUCUCAAUCUGAAGAUAUUUCUCGAUCUAUUCUCUCUGGUGUGACUUACGGAAGUGCUAUGCUUCAUCAUGUUGGAUCAACUCUUUCUCAGGCAAUUGUUCCUGUAACUUACAUGUGGCGGCCUUCUCAGAUACCGAGCAGGGCUGAUGAUGGUGAAGGCCAUGAUGGUCUUGGGCCUAAUGAAUCAGAAAAAACUGAGGGUCAUUCUUGCUUUCGCCAGCUUUGGGUGUGGAUACAUGCUUCUGCCUUCAGCGAGGCAUUUAGUGCUCUACAAUGUGCUUGUGACAAGCAGGCAAGGGAAAGUGGUACAUUGGUUGAAUGUUUCUCACUCGAGGGUCAACUUGCAAAAUUGGAAGUAACUGGAGCAAAGGCAUUUGAGCUUCUUCAGAAGACUUUGCAUCCUGUUAGUUGUUUUUCUGAGAAUCCUUGGGCAUGGAAAAAGUGUUCACUUGUAAAAUCUGAAGAUGAUUCUCAAUCUAUGAGUUCCAUUUUGCCUCACAACGGGGAGGACAUUUCAUCUUGUGCUAUUUUGCCUAUCACUGUCAAGGAUCCUCGAACAAUGCCUAAUAAACAGCCUGCAGAUAUUACGAAGUUACUUGACUGUGUCCCAGAUGGUGAAGCUAAACAGGAUCUUGUCUUGCCAGGAAUCUCAGAAAGGAAUGAAGAACUUCUCUUUUCCUCCCAGUCGAAACCUGAAAAAGCGAUCACUUGGUCCAAUGACAAGAAUUUGUGGGAAGCAAGACGUGGAUUAAGCCCCCCAAUGGAAGAUAUUGCUCUGUGCAUGGAAAAACAUCACCAGCGUCUGAAUUUCCUUUCUCUUGAUAAUCCAGAUUCUGGGAUGUGGAAGACAUCAAAUGAGGUGCAGUUUUCAAGAUCUUGCCCUAUGCUCUUGCUGAAAAAUAAUGCCCACAUGCGCUCACUUACAAGGUGGUCUAUCAUCCUCCCAUUAAAUUGGGUUGGAGUCUUUUGGGUUACUUUUGUAACGCAUGGUGCUCAUGUCAUUGGUUUGAGAGAGAAACGUUGGGUUGCAUGUGAACUUGGAUUGCCUUAUUUUCCUUCAGAUUUUCCUGAUUGUGAUGCGUACUCAUCCUUUAUGGCAGCUGAAGCAACUGCCACUGACCAAAUGGCAGAACUGCGGCCUCCUGCUAAAAGAUCUUUUAGAGUUCCCAUUCCACCCCCUUGGAAUAGUGUCGGUGUUACUUUCAGCAAAGUAUCCAUUGCAGCACAAGAUACUAACCUUUCGCAUAUAAAGAAUGUGGUAGAUGGUAGUCUGUUGUCAGAGUUGGGUAGUGAAAAGAGCAAUUUAACAGCAUCUGGCUGUCAUGAUAGUUCCUCCAACAAAAUGGUAGCAAGGACAUCCACCAUGCUUGCUUCUUUCUUGAGUGAUAUCCAUUGUGAUCAUUUACUUUUAUUUCCUCAAGUUCCAGAAGGGAACACAAGUAUUCUGACGUGUAUGAAGGAUGAAAACAUGCUUAGCCGGGGACAGAAAAGGAUUUCGCAAAUUCAUUAUGAUCGUAAAUUAUGUUUUCUUAGAGUUCUUCUCCAUGCGUACAAGGAGGGAGUUUUUGAAGAUGGGGCAGUUGUAUGUGCGCCUUGCUUAGGAGAUAUAUCAUUGUGGACGUCCAGUUCCGGAAGUAAAGGAGGUGGACUCACCAUUCCUGCAUCUGCUGUAAGAUCAUACUUCAAAGAGCAAUCUUCUGGGGAAUGGGAACUUCAUAUUCCAGAGGACCCAGCUGUUAGGGAGUCUUAUCGUUGGCCAAUUGGUUUUAUUACAACUGGGUUUGUUUGUGGAAGCAAGAAGCCAACAGCAGAGGCGUUCUGCGAUGCAGUCUUGUUAGCUCAUCUAAGAGAGGAGCAGUGGAGUAGUAUGUCUGUGAAAAGGAGGAGAAGAGAGAUAUAUGUCCUUGUUAGGAACCUUAGAUCUUCGGCUUAUCGGCUUGCACUCGCUACCAUUAUCCUCGAACAGCAGGAAGGUGACUUCAAGUGCAUUUGAAGUGUAAAUACACUUAGAUUAGGUAUAGUUUGGAGGUUGAAUUUUUUAUGUAAAGAGAGAGGUUUUUUUGAGGGGUUGUUGUGAGUUUAAAAUUUUUUAUUUAGGGGAUUAAUACAGACCGUUAAAAGAAAUGAGAUAUAUCUUUCUCUUUUAAGCUGA
This is a messenger RNA of Carica papaya (papaya), 2974 nucleotides long. RefSeq names its product ribonuclease Ps (gene POP1). Gene Ontology annotation, cellular component: ribonuclease MRP complex; nucleolar ribonuclease P complex. Lineage: Eukaryota; Viridiplantae; Streptophyta; Magnoliopsida; Brassicales; Caricaceae. The record is from RefSeq and is a predicted model, not a curated record. Gene Ontology annotation, biological process: tRNA 5'-leader removal.